AUGGCACAUCCAAAACGACCGCGAGCACCAGAAUGGUUGUAUGAUGGAGAAGAAAAGUGGACCGUUUCUCCAAAGCCAGAGCGCUUGCCAUUGGGAAGAGCCAAUUCAGAUGAAUUUAAACCCCGCAGUCCAAGUUCGUGAGCGCGGACCUGGAUACCAACAUGAGGCUAGAAUCAGACAACGAAACAAUCUGGCGCCGGGUGGGAGUACAGUUCAUGACUACAAGUCUUCUCGAGAUCACUCCAGACACAAUCCACGCCGCUUCGAAAGAGAUCCCUCCUCACGACCAAGAGAUGAAGUCUCACAUCCACUUCCUCCUCCUCCCAAAAGACCUCGGGCAGAUAAAUUUCACCCCGGUGGUCGAUCAGGCCUUCCUGCUUCCUUAUUUUCUGCUCCGACUGGGCAUUUCCAUGGCCAACGCGAUCCCAGAGGAGGACAAAAGAAUCGGGAGCCAACCCCACCGCGUCGUCAACCUUCAUCCAAUGGUCCAAGCGAGUGUGAAGAGAUAGAGCAAGCUCGAAAACCAGCACAACCGCCGAAUAAACGACCCUCCCCGGACCAGCAAAAUGAUGUUGACCAGGAGCAGAAGCAUACCGACGUGCGGGUUCAAGCAGAAGCCAGCCAUCAUAAUGUGAGAAGCACUGGUGUAUCACCUUCAAAAGAUGCAAUUAGGCAAUUAGUCCAGCUCAAGCCUGCUUUGGAAGUAUGCAUAAAGAUUAUAGAGCAUGCCCUUGAAGGGAUCAAAAGUUUGCAGCAAUCAUCCGAAUGGGGGUUAAGUGAGCAGCCUAACACAUCGCAUCAGACAGCUAAUGAAGUUCUUGGCCCUGUGCAUAAAACUUUAGAACCAGACGAUCCCGGGUUUCGUAGUACUGGUGUAAGCAGUGAUGAUGGACUGUUAUCACCACAAGUAUCAAUCAAGACACCCGCCCCGACACCAGGUUUGUACGAGGUGUUCUAUGAUUCAAUCAUCAAUGAAUUGAGCAGGAACGAUAACAAGCAAUAGGCAAUACUUCUGCUGUCUUGCAUACGUAGAUGCGGUGGCUGUGAGGAGUGUUGCUGUGUAGAAAAUGGACUACUUUAGCAUCCUUGAAUGAAAGGCAUCCCUCCUGAGACCUCGGUGAGCAAUAAAGAG
Mollisia scopiformis is the source of this 1132-nucleotide messenger RNA. RefSeq lists its product as uncharacterized. Bases 41 to 1003 code for a protein of 320 amino acids. Lineage: Eukaryota; Fungi; Ascomycota; Leotiomycetes; Helotiales; Mollisiaceae. The record is from RefSeq and is a predicted model, not a curated record. The transcript is spliced from 4 exons.